Messenger RNA from Populus nigra (black poplar), 1991 nucleotides. Its product is annotated as putative E3 ubiquitin-protein ligase RING1a. The coding region runs from base 416 to 1681 and encodes 421 amino acids. The record is from RefSeq and is a predicted model, not a curated record. NCBI's taxonomy places the organism in Eukaryota, Viridiplantae, Streptophyta, Magnoliopsida, Malpighiales, Salicaceae. The transcript has 9 exons.
GCUCUGUUUUAUCGAUUAUGCUGUUUCUUUUUUAUUUGAGAUCUUCACUUUUUGCUUCUUUCUUACAUUUUAUCAGUGUAUAAGUUAACAAGCUUUGUGGGUUUCUCGAGUUUUGUCUUGUCUUUUCUAGCAAUGGCUAGCUACCUAUAGUUGAAUUCUCAACCGCGAAUUUCUCUAAGAUGGCGUGGGGAGUUUGGUGUUGAGUUUAAAGGGUUGUCGUGAUUUUGGCUCCAAUUGGUUUUUUUGCAUGAAAGUUGGUUUCUUGUGUUGCCAUAUAUGUGUAGCUGGUUAUAAGACAAUUGCAGUAGCUACCUAUAGUUGAAUUCUCAACCGCGAAUUUCUCUAAGAUGGCGUGGGGAGUUUGGUGUUGGGUUUAAAGGGUUGUCGUGAUUUUGGCUCCAAUUGGUUUUUUUGCAUGAAAGUUGGUUUCUUGUGUUACCAUAUAUGUGUAGCUGGUUAUAAGACAAUUGCAGGCAGAUUCGUUUCGGGAUUCGUUUCCGUGGCUGGGAAUUUUGUAUAUGCUGGAUAUGUUGUAGUGAAGUUGUCGGAGAUACGGAAGGAAGUGCAAUGCCCAAUCUGUCUAGGGAUUAUUCGGAAAACAAGAACAGUGAUGGAAUGUCUGCAUCGUUUUUGCAGGGAAUGCAUUGACAAAUCUAUGCGGCUCGGAAACAACGAGUGCCCAGCUUGCCGCACACAUUGUGCCAGUCGUAGGUCUUUGAGAGAUGACCCAAAUUAUGAUGCACUAAUUGCAGCUUUGUAUCCAGAUAUUGACAAAUAUGAAGAAGAGGAAUUGGCUUUUCAAGAAGAUGAGAAGGCACGUAAUAAGGAGAUCCAGGCUACCAUUGCCCAGACUUUUCAUCGACAGGCUGAAGCUCUGAGUAGAAAACGGUCAACAGCUAAAGCGACAGCAGCAGUAUUUGCAAGGAGAACACCAAGCCGAUUUCGAGAUGCCCACUCAAGGGGAAGAAGAAAUUAUCGAAUAGCUGAACUUCAAGGAUCUGAUGACAAUGAAGAUGCACAUGGUGAUGAAGGCAAAGAUUCAUCAUCUACUGAUGAGCACAGUGCAGAAGUCAAACCAAAAAGAUACAGGAGGUGUUCAGCUGCUUUUAAUGCAGAUGGAAGUGGUGGUGAAAAUGAUUCAGAAGUGAAUAAAGAAUCUGUGGGGGCAUCUGCUGGGCUCAUUAGCUCCUCAGAAAGGCUCGCCUGGGGCAAAAAUGGCAUGCGGAGUCACACCCGGUAUGGCAGUGCAAAUGGCAGCAAUGUAAAAAAUGCUCGAAACAGUCGCAUCUCUAAGUUAGCUGAUUAUCUACGUAACUUGGAUGAAAAUGAUAAUGAGUUGGAUAUCAACCUCAUGCUUGUUUCUUUUGAUGAACAAAGAGUACCCAGUUUGCAGCGCCCUUUCCUUUGCUGCAGGCCAACUUUGUCGAUUAAGAGCCUGUGCCAGCAUGUUGCUUUCCAAACCUCUUUGCAAGCCAAUGAAGUGGAAAUAUAUUUGGUCCAAGAGAUAAAUUCCAAGCUCGACUUUUCACUCUCCAUGAGCUCUCCAGUUUCUAGACGUGGUAUAAUCGAUCCAUGCAAAGAUAAAUUGCAAGUUUUAGAAGAACACGAAACUUUGGGAGGACUUAAAACAAACAAUUGCAUUCAUGGGCACCUGCUUCUGGCUUAUCAGAAAAAGCUGUGAAAGUCCGAAUGGUAGAGACAUCACCUAUCAACUGUCAUGGAUACCAAGUUUUCUACAUCUUGCUUUACACAGGUAUAGAUUUAGAUACACUCACAACAGGGAACUCUGUCGGGUUUAUCUUUCUCAAAGCGUGCACGUUCAUGACCAUCUGACAUUACAGAAAUCAUAGUAAUUGUAUAGGUUUAUUUAAACAUGAAUGAGCAUUUUAUAGCAGGAAAAUGGUGUAAGAUAUCCAACCUUGUUCGUUUAAGGCUUUGCCAUCGACUACAUUCGUUCGUUCUAUGUGCAAUGCUGUGAUUAUGAUUCUUUA